Messenger RNA from Lactuca saligna, 1592 nucleotides. NCBI's taxonomy places the organism in Eukaryota, Viridiplantae, Streptophyta, Magnoliopsida, Asterales, Asteraceae. The record is from the annotation of a GenBank genome assembly.
ACUCAAGCAAAGAAAUGGAAGCAAUGGAUUUUCUGUUUUUAGUUCUCUCCGCCACUAUUUUCUUCUUCCUCCUCUUCCAUAGCAUCGACCACCACCGUAGAAGGAGACUACCACCAGGCCCAGCCGGCCUCCCAAUCAUCGGAAACCUCCUUGACAUUGGACCACAACCCCAUGAGUCCUUAGCCAAGCUUUCCCAGAAACACGGUCCACUUAUGACAAUUCGAUUAGGCAGCGUCACCACCGUGGUGGCAUCCACACCCGAUGCUGCUAAAGAAAUCCUCCAACGCAAUGAUGAGGCGUGUUCUGGCCGUAUUAUCCCAGAUGCUGUCACCGCCUUGGACAACCAUGACGCGGCGGUGAUUUGGAUUCCAGCCAACUAUCAGUGGCGGACCAUUAGGAAAGCCAUCAAGAGGUACUUCACCAACCAACUAAAACUUGAUAUUGUUCGUGACCUUCGCCAAAAUGUGAUGGAGGGGAUGUUAGAUUUCCUUCGAGAGUCCGGGCGGAAGAAGGUAGCUGUGGACAUCGGAAAGCUGGCAUUCGCGGUGGCACUCAACCAGAUGUCAAACACAUGCCUUUCACGGAAUCUGACUAGCUAUGAAUCUGAUGAUAUCGGGGGGUUUAAUUCGGCAGUGAAGACAUUGAUGGAGGUGGACGGGAGGUUUAACAUCGCAGACAUAUUUCCGGUGCUGAAGCCGUUAGACCCGCAGGACAUACGACGGCAGGCAAAAGCAUCUUAUGACUGGUUCAAUCAGGUGACAGAAGGUUUCAUAAGAGAAAGGUUAAAACAUCGAGAGUCGAAUAAGUUGUCGAGGUUUGGUGAUACCUUGGAUUCAUUGUUGGACUACAGUGAAGAUCAUGAAGCCGACUUCAAUCUCACACACAUCAAGAUUUUACUUGUGGAUUUAUUUAUAGCUGGAACAGAAACAAAUUCAAGUACAAUAGCAUGGGCUAUGACAGAGCUGCUACUUAACCCUCAUAUAUUCUCAAGACUUCGUGAAGAAAUCUCCACAAUAGUGGGAGAAGAUGGAAAAAUUCAAGAAGCCAAAAUCUUGGACUUGCCAUUUUUGCAAGCUGUAAUCAAAGAGACUUUGCGACUUCAUUUACCUGUGCCUCUAUUAGUGCCUCAUAAAACUGAAAGUGAAGUUAAACUCGGUGAAUAUAUGAUACCAAAAAAUACACGAAUUCUUGUAAACGCAUGGUCCAUAGCACGUGACCCUAUAUAUUGGGAAAACCCGUUGACGUUUAACCCAGAAAGGUUCUUCGAAAAUGAGCAGAUUGAGUACAAAGGCAAACAUUUCAAAUUUAUACCAUUUGGAUCCGGCCGAAGAAUGUGUCCUGGAAUAUCAUUUGCUCAUAGGGUGGUGAGCUUAACCGUGGCAUCAUUUGUGUAUCAUUUUGAUUGGAAACUUCCUCAUACUAAAGAAGAAAUGGACAUGAAUACUAUUUUUGGACUUACAUUGCUUAGGGCAACACCUCUUGUUGCUAUCCCAUUACCCAUCAAUUUGGGCACAUAAUAUCAUCAAGUGUGUAGUCAAGUGUGUAUGUGAUUGUUAUUAAUGAAUGAAUGGUAUGAGCUUUAAACAAUUUAU